Molecule: messenger RNA, 8890 nt
Organism: Micropterus salmoides (largemouth bass)
Lineage: Eukaryota; Metazoa; Chordata; Actinopteri; Centrarchiformes; Centrarchidae
Gene: ptpro
Product: protein tyrosine phosphatase receptor type O
Biological process (GO): peptidyl-tyrosine dephosphorylation involved in inactivation of protein kinase activity; axon guidance; regulation of glomerular filtration
Cellular component (GO): plasma membrane; GABA-ergic synapse; glutamatergic synapse
Molecular function (GO): protein tyrosine phosphatase activity; Wnt-protein binding; cadherin binding
Source: RefSeq, a predicted model, not a curated record
CACCGCUGACCGACACCGACCUCCUGCUCGUCUCCAGGCCGCGGCAUGGACGCCGGAGCCCGGCCUGUUUCCUCUGAAUCACAGCGGGUCCGGUUCGAGCGGCGUUCCGCACCGAAGCUGAAGAUAAUACCGACGGUGAAGAAGAUAAAGAUGAUGAUGAUGAUGGCGGUGUGCAGUUAGAGCUGCGGAGCGGAAACACGCCGCAAACAGAAUCCGUGCGGGAGCAUCGCGCUCCGAUGCAGCAGAAAAAUCGCCAUUGUUUGGAUGCGCAGCAGACUGAGAGGAAAAACCCAGACUGUACGGGAAGUGUUUGACAGAGAGACGCCAUGCUUUCACCGCUGCUUCUAACGGUGUGUCUGCUCUGGUUUACCCAGAUCUCGGCCUUUCGGGCGUCUGUGAACGACGCCGGUUUGAUCGCGGUGACGCUCGAGCGCUCAGACCUGCAGGAGAACGUCACGGCGUACGCAACGCAGAUCUCCGGAGAACCUCGUCCGAUCCUGGUCCAGUUCGUGAACACCAGCGAGCCUGUGCUGUUCAACACGUCGUUUCACGGCCUCUGCUACACUGUGGGACUGCUGGUUAAACUGGGACAGACCUGGUCCAGACCCGUCAAGACCGUCUCUGUGCUCACAAAGCCUCUUCCUGUCCGCAGAGCUCACAUCUCAGACUACAGGGAGUCUCCAGAGACCGGCGUGGUGUUUGAGAUCGAGCCUCCGGCCGGUAACGUCUUCAGCCGAGUCAACAUCAGCUACACUGAAGGACAAGAACGACGAUCUAUGCUUUAUAAAGAUUUCUACAAAGGGAAGACGGUGUUCAAACACUGGUUACCUGGGACGUGUUACCGUAACAUCACCUUCCAGCUGAUCUCUGAGGCCACAGUGAACCAGACUGCACUGGUUACACACAGCGACAUCACACACACACCUCUGCACCACAGGACAGUGCCCUUCCCCCCCCUCAACAUUUCCCGUAAGAUCGUCCACCUGAGCCAGAGGACGCUGCCAGGGGAAGACGCCAACCUCGUGCCUCCUGAGGCGGGCGAGGAGAGCCGGCGAGCCUCCCGUCGAUCGCGGGACGUCCCUCUGAUAGAGGAGGAGGAGGAGAACACCUCUGAGGAGGCGGCGGGCAUUUCCACUCAGGUUCCCUUCGGCCCAACGCGCAACCUGACAGGCGCCGACGCCGUGAGGACCAAUCAGUCGGCGGAGACUCGGAGCUUCUGGCCGGACCCCACCGACCCUACUCCUGCUGGAGACGGGGAGGACGAGUUCGUCAACGCCGUGGUGCCCGAGUACGAGGACUCCAACGAGCCGGGCUCAGCCAUGGGUCUCCCCGCGGAGGCCUCCGUCCUGCCCACCACACUGCCCCCCAUCCUGCUGGAGCUGCGCUGGCUGCCGCCCCGACCCCCCACCAGCUACGACGGCUUCAACAUCUACAUCUACAGAGACGGUAACUCCACAGAAACAGCCACGGUGGAUGAAAACACUCACGAGUUCUUCACUGAGCUGACGGAGCCGGGGACGUACCGAGUCCAGGUCACCACGCUCAGCUCGUCCGGAGACUGCGAGGCCCGAGAGAGCAGCGCCGGCGCCGCCUUCACCUUCUACCUCAGUCCCGGCGGUGAGCUGCUGGAGGAUCUCCGGGAGCGUCCUCAGGCCGUCACCGUCAGACUGCUGGACUCCAGCACCGCCGCCGUCUCCUGGGCUCAGUCCUCCGAGAACCACAACGGCAGCCUGGUGUCGGUGGUGUCUACGACCUGCCUCAGGCCGAGCCUCAGCCAGAGGAUGGAGAACACGUACUGCAGCGAGGAAAACACCACGAGUGACAUCAUCACUAACCUGACCCCCGGGGCUCAGUACCGAGUGGUCGUCUAUCACACUAACGGGCCCCUGAUCAGUCCUCCGUCUGAACCCGUCAUCAUCGAUAUCGAGCCCACAGGUGUGCGCGAGCUGGCCGUUUACCCCCUGAGUCCGACGGCGGUGAUCCUGAGCUGGCAGCGUCCGUAUCACGUCUCCUUCAGGAAGUACGUCCUGCAGACCUUCUUCUUCAACCCCGUCACCCUGGCCUCGGAGUGGACCACCUACUACGAGAUCGCCGCCACCGCCUCCAUCAUCGCCUCAGUGAGAGUCACGGAUCUGCUGCCGGCUUGGUAUUAUAAUUUUCGUGUUUCGAUGGUGACGUGGGGCGACCCGCCGCUCAGCUGCUGCGACAGCGCCACCGUCAGCUUUGUUACAGCUCCCGAGGCUCCUCACAUCUCCUCGGUGGAUUACUCUCAUGGCGUCCUGUACGUUCGUUGGACGUACGGCGAGCUCUUCAUCGACCUAUCACACUCCAGGAUGCUGCACUGGCAGGUGGUGGCCGUCGGCAAGAAAGGACCGGAGAAGAGCUACUCCAUCGACGUGACUCGUAACGUGAUGCGGGCCAGCCUCCCUCUGCCCCCAGGAGACAUCUACAACCUGACGGUGACGGCCUGCACCGAACGCAGCAGGAACACCUCCAUGCCAAACAUCAUCAAACUGGAGCCGGCUCCUCCCAGGUCUCUGUUCGCUGUGAACGCCACUCACUCGGCUGUGACUCUGCUGUGGACCGAGGAGGGAGUGGUGGACUACUACCAGGUCCUCUGCAAACCCAGCAAACCCAGCAAGGAACGCAAGGCCUGGGAACCUCAGACGGCCAACUCUCACGUGGUGACGGUGUCUGGUUUGAUGCCCUCAUCCACCUACAACUGCACCGUCACCAGCUUCAGCUACAGCACGCCCAGCAAGCCCGCGCACAUCACCAUCACCACUGUCGCUAAAGAGAUGAACCCGAGCGUAGCAGCGAUCUCGGCUCUGGCCGUCCUCAGCAUCCUGCUCAUCUGCCUGCUGGUUCUGUUUCUGCUCAUCCUCCGCAAGAAGCAUCUGCAGAUGACCAGAGAGUGCGGCGCAGAGACUUUCGUCAAUUUUGCUUCAUUUGAAAGAGAUGGAAAGCUUCCUUAUAACUGGCGAAGAAGCCUCUUUGCCUUCCUUACCCUACUGCCAUCCUGCCUUUGGACUGACUAUCUUUUGGCUUUUUAUAUUAAUCCUUGGAGCAAGACAGCUUUAAAGAAACGGAAGCUAACAAGUCCUGUGCAGCUGGACGACUUCGACGCCUACUUCAAAGACAUGAGCAAAGACUCGGCCUACAAGUUCUCGCUGCAGUUUGAGGAGCUGAAGAGCGUCGGGCUGGAUCUUUCCCAUGAUGCAGCAGACCUGCCCGUCAACAGGCCGAAGAACAGAUACACCAACAUCCUCCCCUACGACUUCAGUCGGGUGAAGCUGAUCUCGAUGCACAACGACGAAGGUUCAGACUACAUCAACGCCAACUACAUCCCUGGAUAUAAACAUGCUAAAGAGUACAUCGCCACUCAGGGCCCGCUGCCCGAAACCCGUAAUGACUUCUGGAAGAUGGUUCUGCAGCAGAAGUCUCCGAUCAUCGUCAUGUUGACUCAGUGCAACGAGCGGCGGAGGGUGAAGUGUGAUCACUACUGGCCGUUCACAGACGAGCCUGUGAUGUACGGAGAGAUCAGCGUGGAGAUGCUCUCUGAAACAGAGUCUCCGGAGUGGACCACCAGGACGUUCAGACUGGGAUAUGCCGACGAGACUCAGGAAGUCCUCCACCUCAACUACACCUCGUGGCCGGAUCACGGCGUCCCCACGGUCAACGCCAUCGAAAGCAUCCUGCAGUUCGUGCACAUCGUCCGCCAGCAGGCCAACAGGACCAAAGACCCCGUUAUAGUCCACUGCAGUGCUGGAGUCGGCAGGACGGGGACCUUCAUCGCUCUGGACCGUCUGAUGCAGCACAUCCAGCACGAGUUUGCAGAUAUCCUGGGGAUGGUGUCCGAGAUGCGUUCACACCGUCUGUCGAUGGUCCAGACCGAGGAGCAGUACGUGUUCAUCCAUCAGUGCGUUAUGUUGAUGUGGCAGAAGAAGAAGCAGCAGUCCAUCACCUCUGAUGUCAUCUACGAGAACGCCAGCAAGACAUAAUGAUGGCGCCUCCUCCAGACGCUGCGAACACACCCAACCUCCUGUGCUUCAGGCAUCCAUUCUCUGCAGAAGAAGAUCUGCUUCAUCAUCAGUAAAAUCAGAAAACAAAAACAGCAGAACAUCUCGACGACACAGGCGGAAGAAGGGGGAAAAAAACCCAGUUUUUUGUUUGAAUUGGUGUUAAAGCGUGGGAUGGAGUUUUGCCUUAAGGAGCCUUUCACUGACUGACCAACAUGUUGAACCACAACCCUGCCCUCUGAACUGGACUGCUUCAUGUCAACGUGGGGUCGGAGGAGUCGGAGGGGCGUUAACGAGCUCCGUCCUGUGAUUGGAUGUCUACACUGUGUCCGUCCUCGUUCUGACGACGCGAGACGACGAGUCUGUGGAGCCGAGUCAGCAGUUUUUCAUUUUAUUUAAUCUCAGGAGUAGCUGGAAAAAAAAAAAAAAAAAACCAAACAGCGAGCACACUGGCCUCUUCCUCCGCUUCGAAAGUCAUACAUCAUUUGUUUUUGGUUUUAUUUGCAUCGUUAAGUGUUCACCUUCCCCGCAGAGUGCAGCUUUCCUGGCUUUUUGCGACGUCGGGAGUCGUAGGCGGUAGAUUGCAACGUCACACUGCCAAACACGCCGAACUCUUAACGUGAUUAAAAACACCUCCUGCUGUAACGUGCUAACCAACUGCCAGGACUGCUGCACAGACAACGUUCACUGGAAGAACCCAGCAAGCAUUCGACGAAGGAUCAAGUUCUGGAGAAUGAGCACAAAAGUUCACACGUCGGGAUGUUGAACGGAUUUUUAAAACUUGAUGAUUUUUUUUUUUUAAUCGAACACAAAACAUUAAUCGUGAUUGGAGCUUUCCAAACAUUAUGUUUCUGUCCUGGUUGAAGACGCUGUCAAACUAAAUUGGCGAAUAUAAAAUUAAACACAAACGUGGUCGCGUCGCCUGGUCAGAACAUCAUUUGGACCAUUUCUGCUGCAGACCCAUCGUUCCGGUUCUCAGCCUCGAAGUGUUUUAUCAGAAAAAGGUAUUUUAGUAUCGAUGCUGCUCGACUUUUUAUUACUCGUGCGAAUGUUUGCUGGGUCCGCACAAGAACUAAAAAAGGGCACAAAAACAGCUGAAGGGAACAACGGCUUUCUGUGAAAACACGAGUGCCUCAUGCUGCCGCCCCGUCGCUGUCGGGCGCGUUGAGGCCAGUUUAGACGCUAGAGACUGUGGUUGUAGAGCUGUAGUUUGUAUUUGCACUGAGGCCUCCGAGCUGCCUGAGCUGCCUGACCUGCUGACAGAAGAAGGGAAAGAGUUUCUGACUGUCGAGGACGAACUGUACCGUCCCGUGGGCUCUUUUUAACGGAAGGACCUCGCUCUGAAGACGUAGAUUAAUUUUAGACUAGCGGAGAGGUUUUUUACCCUCUAAAGGUUUGUGAUCUAAUCGGCUGCAACAAUCCUGUUUGGAAACAAACAGCAGAGAAAUGGAUCUGACAGUAUCUGAAGACAGGAGAGAGACGAUUACUCAGACAGUUGAACUGCCAAAACCACCAAGAUAUUAUAUCAAGACCUGACAUCAAGUUGUUUCCCUUUAUGUUGCUGAAUUUGGGGAAUGAUAGAAACAUAUAUCCAGGGCAACUUCAAUAUCUUUAAUCCAACCAAUUAUAAAGCUGCAGCUAUUUUUCAUGAAAUAAAUAAAUACUGUACAAAGUGAAAGGAUAAAACAUUUUAACCUGAAGAAAUAUUAAACUUUGGUGAAGCUCCAACAAGAUCUGUCACAAUCCCAAUAUGUGUGAUUAAAUGAGAACUCUCAAAUUUGGGGUUUUAAAUUUUUUUAGAUGUUCUGUUGGGAUAGCACUCCCAAACCAAGAUGUUGGAUAACACCCCCCAAUUUGUAUAGCAAGUUAUGUCGUGCAGGAAAAAUGUAGUAUUAAAGUUCAAGUUUUUACUUCAGUGCCACAAUUUGGUUACCACGAAUAUGAAAAUGUUGGUAUCGCACUCUUGUGAUCGUUGACCCCAAAUUAUGUUACAACCCCAAGAUUUGGCAUCAUGCCCCAAAAGAUUGUAAGCCUUUGUUUUAAUUCCCAAAUUUUGUUUAACAAACACUAAAUGUAUGUAAAAUUGUGGGUUUGCGCUCCUACAAUUAGUUUUAAUCAAAAUUAUUAAGCUCUGCCUAAAUUUAUGAUGUUUUGUUAUGUGCCCAAAACGUGGUGCGGCUCUGCCCAAGGUUAUAAAUGGCAGAUCUGACUUCCACUUAAACCUGUUUGUCUUGUGUUCGUUUGGGGAGACCACCGCCAAAAAGCUACAAGGACAUUUGGCUGUUCUAACAAAAUCAGUGUGUUAAAGAGUCGUUUUUUGGAUUUAUAAAACCUGGGCCCUGUUUUCACACGUGUUGGUGUGGAAAUGACUCGUAGGUACAGAAAGUCUUGGAUCUGCGCAGUAGAUGUUUCAGCCGGCAGCUGAACCGGCUUCUCGUUGCCGCUGACGGGCUCAGACUGCAACACCAGGUGUCUGACAACAUCAGGCGAAGGAUCCCUGUGAGGGACUCCCGGUGACCCCCUUCGUUUUUAACAGGAAAGUCUCGCUCUGAAAUCUCGUGAGAGGCGACUUGCUGCAGGACGACGCCGGUGGAAACGUGAGUCAGAUUUGGUGAGGAGAGGAAACUCCUCUCACUUUCUGUGGACGCCAUUUUGACAGGAAGGAAUACCUUGCAGCCGGUUCAGCUGCCGGCUGAAGCAUCUACUGCGCAGACUCAAAACUUCCUGUCCAUACGAGUCAUUUCAACACCACAAUAUGUGAAAACAGGGCCCAGGUUUGAAAAUACCUGAAUUAUGCUUUAACCCUUUAGUUGUUUCGGGGCCUGAAGCUUUGACCGUGGAUCAGGCCGACUGCACAUCUCUGUCUUAAACACACGACAACUGUACAGAAAAUUGUUAUGAGGCCGUUUUCUGAACCAUCAGCAUCAGAUCAACUUCCAAUAAUUUAGUUAGUUUUUCUUCAUCUUUCUACUGAACAUUUGACUUGAAGGGCAAAAGACAAGUCCACAUUUAUUUCUCACAUCCGUGAUGACUGUAGAGAAUGUUAACUGAACAGACGACAGUGGCCGACUUCUUUCAAAGUUUUAUAGGAUGCUGUCAAAAUAACAACCGAGAGUUAAGAGCCGCUUUUCUUUUCACAUUAGAAAGAUCCAAUAACUAGGACAUAACUUUAUUUAUACAUUCAUAGCAACACUUAUUUUAAGUUUAAAUACCCACAUUUCACUUGAAACGUUUUUCCAAAUGUGCUAAAUAAAACGUUUUUUGUGGAUCAAGUUUAUACUCAACAAAGUAAGGCUGAGUUUGCAGAGUUUAAAUAAACUUUUUUCCGUUUUUUUUAACAAGUAACAUUUAGUUUUAAUUAAACUUCUCAAAUGCAAAUGUCUGAUCAAACAAGUGGGCUUCAACACAGCUCUGCUUACAAAUAAUUCAAGAAAAAGCCACUUCUGAAUGUGUAUUAUUUUGAUAACAACUUGCAAAUAAAUGGUCAAAAAUGAAAUAUGUCGAUAUAUUAGAAAAGCCCAAAUCUGUUAUUGCACUUUUUGGUAUCGUCCCUAAAAUAUGUUAUCAAAUUUCUGCACAGCACUUUUAUGUUAUAACUGAAACAGUAAAUCCUCACAAAUAUUAAAAUUCAGCACGCAUAUUAUUGUUGGAUAAAUUCCAGAAAUAUCUAAAAUAGUUCCAAAAUCCAGUGCAGCGCCACAAAUUGGACAUUUUGGAAAAAUUUGGUUUAAUCCCAAAAGAUAAUUUAGCCUCUAAAAUGUGUUAUGAAGUAAUUUAAGGACGAGGCGAUACUGACUCUGUUUUGAAAUGUUUUGACCACAAUUUUUGUUAAAAUGCCAUUGGACACUUCAAAAGCUAGAUGUUAUAAACCCAAAGUUUGGUGUUGGUCCCAAAAGUGUUCCAGUGCUCACGAAUACCAAAAAUAUUUGUCAAAACAUUUGGCGUAGAAAUAUCCAAAUGUAUUAGAAUUUAAAAUAUUUGGUAUGGCACCCUAAAUAUUUAAUUGAAAGAAAAGCCAUUUGACACGUCACUGUCGAUUUGCUAAAUAAUUUGUCAUUGUGGCCUUUUGGUUCAAAUUCUCCCUUUAAAACGGUUCUAAAAAAACCAAAUAAUUGAAACAGACCUCAAGUACCAAAAUGAGAUGAAAAGCUGCUUCUUAGUGGUGGUUGUUAUUUUGACUUCACCUUGUUUCUAAUUUGUAAACGGAAUUGAACGAAUGUGUGAAAAGGCUGUUGGACGCUUCAGUGUUUACUUGUAAAAUGACUCGUCAUUGUGGCCUUGUGGUUCAAACACCUGAAGUCUGUUCGGUACUUUGGUCGCCACUCAAUCUGAAAUAGUUACAUUUCACUAUUAGAUAUCAAAUGUACUGUACAUACUACUACUACUGCUUAACUAUUCUGUUUCUACUCGUCAUUACAAAGUAAUUCUUGUGGAAGUGUUGCUUUAGAGGUUUCUUUUUUAAAAAGGUUGUCGUAUAUGUGAAUCAUCGUUACCUGAGCCAGAAGAUAAGUCCUCUCGUCGCUGCGACAGUUCGGUUUUUGGGGCUUCAGCAUCGACACGAGCAGCUGGACGUUCGGAGACUCGGCUGCUUGGGAAAAGCGUUGCGUGGACUCGGAGAGACUCGAUCACGACUGUCAAAGAUUUCCAAAAGAAAAAACUGAUGACAACCUGCAGACAAUAUCUGAAAGCUCAGCACUGUACACUCUUCUACAAUUCUUUCUCUUGCUUAGCGUGUGUCCAGUCAAACUUGUACGUCAUUGGUGCCAUUCUUGUGCAUAGUGUCACUUAAAAUUUGAGGGAUGAUCUGGAACACGGAUCAUCGUCACAGUUUUAAUGUGUGUGUGUGUUGGAACAAUAAAAUGUUGCAGUUA